Molecule: messenger RNA, 487 nt
Organism: Neodiprion fabricii
Lineage: Eukaryota; Metazoa; Arthropoda; Insecta; Hymenoptera; Diprionidae
Gene: RpL36
Product: 60S ribosomal protein L36
Exons: 4
Coding region: 88-435 (115 amino acids)
Biological process (GO): cytoplasmic translation
Cellular component (GO): ribosome; cytosolic large ribosomal subunit
Molecular function (GO): structural constituent of ribosome
Source: RefSeq, a predicted model, not a curated record
GCCAAUGGCAGCGAUAAAAGAAACGUCCAUUCCUUACAAUACUUCCGGCCAGCCAUUUCUUUCAACGUGCGUCGUUGUGUUGUGAGGAUGGCACCAAGGUACGAAUUGGCCGUCGGCCUCAAGAAGGGUCACAAAACCACGAAGAUACGUGUCGCUAAAAACAAAUCUGAAAAAGAAAAGACCGUUACCAUCCGCCCAGCUAGGCUCAAGGGCCGUCAAACAAAGCACAGCAAAUUUGUACGUGACUUGAUACGAGAGGUAACUGGACAUGCUCCAUAUGAAAAACGCGCCAUGGAAUUACUGAAGGUGUCUAAAGACAAACGAGCUCUGAAAUUCCUGAAGAGAAGGUUGGGAACUCACAUCCGUGCUAAAAGGAAGCGUGAGGAGCUUGGAAACAUUUUGGUCCAGAUGAGGAAGGCUGCUGCCCACCACUAAACAACUGUCUCCAAAAAACAUACGUUAAAUCAAUAAAAAAUUUCAACACCAA